Messenger RNA from Rosa chinensis, 1953 nucleotides. RefSeq names its product (-)-germacrene D synthase. The transcript is spliced from 7 exons. The coding region runs from base 41 to 1717 and encodes 558 amino acids. The record is from RefSeq and is a predicted model, not a curated record. Gene Ontology annotation, molecular function: terpene synthase activity; magnesium ion binding. NCBI's taxonomy places the organism in Eukaryota, Viridiplantae, Streptophyta, Magnoliopsida, Rosales, Rosaceae. Gene Ontology annotation, biological process: diterpenoid biosynthetic process.
CAACUCAAGCAAGCCAUUCAUUCCUGUACGUAAUGAUAAAAUGUCCUUCCAAGUUUUAGCUUCUCAAGCUCAAGCACGAGAUACCGUUGCUGAUGUUAAGCGACAUUCAGCUAAUAAUUAUACCCCAAACAUUUGGGGUGAUCAUUUUCUCCAUUAUGCUACCACGGAAGUUGACAUUAAACUUGAGCAACACGUCCGAGAACUAAAAGAUCAGGUGAAGAGGAUGCUAAUGGAUCCCGUUAAAAAACCUUCACAACAAUUGGACUUGGUUGAUAACAUUCAACGCCUAGGUGUGUCCUAUCAUUUUGAAAAUGAGAUUGAUGGAAUUUUGAAACAAAUUCACCACAACUACUCAAAUGGUAGUGAUGAUGACCUUUACACUACUGCUCUCAUUUUUCGGCUACUUAGACAACAAGGUUAUAGCGUUUCAUGCGAUAUGUUCAACAAAUUCAGGGAAGGAAAUGAUCAGAAAUUCAAGGCAUCUCUUCUGAGUGAUGUAUCAGGACUAUUAAGCUUGUACGAAGCCACCCAUCUUAGGAUACGUGGAGAAGACCUACUUGAAGAGGCACUAGACUUCACCACCACUCAUCUUGAGUCGAUCAAACACAGUUUAAGCCCUUCACUUUCAAAACAAGUAGUCCAUUCCUUAAAUCAGGCACUUCGGAGGGGCAUCCCGAGGGUGGAAGCAAGAUAUUACUUGUCAAUCUACGCAGAACACGAUUCACAUAAUGAAACUCUCCUGACUUUUGCAAAGUUAGAUUUCAACCUACUGCAACAAGUCCAUCAAAAGGAACUAUGUGAAAUUACAAGGUGGUGGAAGGACUUGGAUGUCACAAACAAGCUGCCGUUCACCAGAGACAGAAUUACCGAAAUUUACUUCAUUUGGGCUUUGUCAGUGUACUUCGAACCUCAAUAUUCCUUUGCUAGGAGGACAACAUGCAAAGUCACUGCCAUGAUGGCUAUCCUCGAUGACAUUUAUGAUACACGUGGCACACUCGAAGAACUAGAGCUUUUUACUGAAGUUAUUCACAGGUGGGAUAUCUGUGCCAUAGAUCCAUUGCCAGAUUAUAUGAAAGUCUGUUAUAAGGCAUUGUUAGAAGUUUAUACUGAAAUUGAAGAAGAGCUUGCAAAGGAGGGAAAGUUGUAUCGAAUCCAUUAUGCCAGAGAAGCUAUGAAAAAACAAGCUGAAGUUUACUUCCUUGAAGCUAAAUGGCUGCACCACCAAUACAUACCAACGAUGGAUGAAUAUAUGGCCCUAUCAUUAUUGACCUCAGGCUACCCUCAACUAAUAACAACAUCUUUUGUUGCAAUGGGAGAUGUUGCUACACAAGACUCCUUCGAUUGGUUGGACACUUAUCCCAGGGCUGUAAAAGGGGCUGCAGUAGUUGCUCGACUCAUGGAUGAUAUAGCGGACCACAAGUUUGAGGAAAAGAGAGGACAUGUUAUCUCAGCUGUGCAGUGCUACAUGAAUGAAUGUGGUGUCACAGAAGAAGAAGCAAUAACUGUAUUGCGUAGACAAGUGAGUGACGCAUGGAAGGACAUCAACGAAUCAUUCCUCCUUCCUAAUGCUGUCCCGAGGCCACUACUAACCCGAAUUCUUAAUUUUGCAUGUGCCAUGGAUGUUUCAUACAAGUAUGAAGAUGGUUUCUCUACUCAUCAUGAGACUGUGCUCAAGGAUUUUAUAAUUUCUACGCUUGUCCAACCCCUGCCUGUAUAAGCUUCAAAUCCUAUUUCUUAUGUAUCUUAUAGCCUCUCCCGAUUAGUCUUGUGAAAACUGGAUUAUAUCGAGCUCCUACCUCAUUAGUUUCCUUUGCUUAUUCUUUUUUUUUUUUUGGGAAUAUUUCUCUUCUUCUCCCCAAGAUCAAUAAAUAGUUUCAAUUCCAAGUUGUAACCACCGUAAGGUUAAUAUGGUUUAAGACAAAUAUACAACAGAAUUUAUAUUUGUUAAAUAAA